AUGUGUAAUCCUCCACACACUGGAAUCUUCCCUUACUCGUACAAGUACACAGACCGUGAAGAUUGUGCAUUGGGACCCAAUGCUGAGCUAAGGAAGUACCUGGAGAGGUUGGUGGAUGCCGAGAACGUUCAGAAGUUUGUCGCAGAGAAUCCAAUUGGCCAAAGUGCCGUAACUGAGACACAUGAGUCAUGGGAGUUCUACUCUAAGAUCAUGGAGAAAUACAAGUAA
This is a messenger RNA of Microthlaspi erraticum, 228 nucleotides long. NCBI's taxonomy places the organism in Eukaryota, Viridiplantae, Streptophyta, Magnoliopsida, Brassicales, Brassicaceae. The record is from the annotation of a GenBank genome assembly.